Molecule: messenger RNA, 2253 nt
Organism: Microthlaspi erraticum
Lineage: Eukaryota; Viridiplantae; Streptophyta; Magnoliopsida; Brassicales; Brassicaceae
Source: the annotation of a GenBank genome assembly
AUGGGAAGUCUUAGUGGUUUUUUGCUUAUCAGUUGCAGAAAGAUUCUGGAUGCCCCUGUUAUCCUGAGUCAGGAUUUGGUGACAGAGAAUUUCUUCAAAGUUUUUGAAACAAAGACAAAAGACAAGCAGGCUCGCUUAAAAGAGAGUGGACGCGAGCUUGCUGUUUCAUGGGCUCUAUGUGCUGUAUGCCUAGUUGGCCAUUUAACUCACUUUCUUGGUGUGAACGCUCCAUGGAUCCAUGCCAUCCAUUCAACGGGGUUCCAUGUGUCUUUAUGUUUGCUUACGUUGCUUGGUCCUGGGCGUAAGCUAGUACUUGAUGGUUUCAAAAGCCUUUUAAAAGGUUCUCCGAACAUGAACACGCUUGUUGGUCUUGGGGCUAUGUCAUCAUUUAGUGUUAGCUCAGUGGCAGCUCUGGUUCCAAAAUUGGGGUGGAAGACAUUUUUUGAGGAACCAGUUAUGUUAAUAGCUUUUGUAUUGCUGGGAAGGAAUCUUGAACAGAGAGCUAAAAUCAAAGCCACCAGUGAUAUGACUGGUCUUCUGAGUGUUUUGCCUUCAAAAGCUCGCCUUCUGCUUGAUGGCGGCGACCUACAGAAUUCAACUGUUGAGGUUCCUUGUAACAGUCUCUCUGUCGGUGAUCUAGUCGUCAUACUACCAGGAGAUCGAGUUCCAGCAGAUGGUGUUGUCAAGUCAGGUAGAAGCACCAUUGACGAGUCAAGUUUCACAGGUGAACCAUUGCCAGUGACAAAAGAAGCAGGGAGUCAAGUCGCAGCAGGAUCUAUAAAUCUGAAUGGAACUCUUACUGUGGAAGUGCAUAGAUCAGGGGGUGAAACUGCUGUUGGGGACAUUGUUCGCAUGGUUGAAGAGGCCCAAAGUAGAGAAGCACCCGUACAGCAGUUGGUUGACAAGGUCGCAGGGCGCUUCACGUAUGGAGUGAUGGCACUCUCUGCAGCUACAUUUACAUUCUGGAAUCUAUUUGGUGCACAUAUUCUUCCUUCUACCUUGCAUAACGGGAGCCCAAUGUCUUUGGCCCUCCAACUAUCUUGCAGCGUUCUGGUUGUGGCUUGUCCAUGUGCCCUCGGGUUGGCUACGCCAACUGCAAUGCUGGUUGGUACAUCAUUAGGAGCAAGAAGAGGAUUACUUCUUCGUGGUGGUGAUAUUCUUGAAAAGUUUUCCACCGUUGAUACUGUUGUCUUUGACAAAACUGGGACACUGACAAAGGGACACCCUGUUGUGACUCAAGUUAUGAUUCCCGGAGAUCCAAGACAAAAUUUGAAUGAUACUUGGUCAGAAGAUGAGGUUUUGAUGUUCGCAGCUGCUGUUGAAUCGAACACGACUCACCCUGUUGGGAAAGCGAUUGUUAAAGCAGCUCGGGCUCAUAACUGUCAAACUAUGAAGGCAGAGGAUGGAACAUUUACUGAGGAACCAGGGUCUGGUGCCGUUGCUAUUGUCAACAACAAGAGGAUUUCGGUUGGGACCUUAGAGUGGGUUCAGAGACAUGGAGCCGAUGGGAGCUCAAUGCAUGGAUCUGAAGAUCAUGAAUUUAACAACCAGUCUGUUGUGUAUAUUGGGGUGGAUAAUACACUUGCUGCAGUCAUCCGUUUUGAAGAUAAAAUAAGGGAAGAUGCUGCUCAAGUUGUUGAGAAUUUGACUCGACAGGGAAUUAAUGUAUACAUGCUCUCUGGUGACAAGAAGAGUGCUGCAAACUAUGUCGCCUCUGUUGUUGGAAUUCCUCAAGAAAGGGUUAUAUCAGGAGUUAAACCAGCAGAGAAAAAGAAUUUUAUCAAUGAACUUCAGAAAAAUAAGAAUAUAGUAGCAAUGGUGGGUGAUGGAAUAAACGAUGCUGCUGCUCUGGCAUCAUCUGAUGUUGGUGUAGCCAUGGGUGGUGGUGCAGGAGCGGCCAGUGAGGUGUCUCCCAUUGUCUUGAUGGGCAAUCGGUUAUCACAGUUGCUCGAUGCAUUGGAGCUAAGCCGACAAACCAUGAAGACUGUAAAGCAAAAUCUUUGGUGGGCAUUCGGAUACAACAUUGUAGGGAUCCCAAUUGCGGCUGGAGUGUUGCUGCCAUUGACUGGAACCAUGUUGACUCCAUCAAUGGCGGGGGCUCUCAUGGGUGUGAGUUCUCUUGGUGUCAUGACUAAUUCUUUACUUCUGAGGUACAGAUUCUUCUCGAACCGAAAAGACAAUAAUGUCAAAUGGGAACCAAAAGAGGGAACAAAGCGACCACAUGAAAACACAAGAUUAAAGGAAAGCUCUUAA